Pararge aegeria (speckled wood butterfly) is the source of this 1083-nucleotide messenger RNA. RefSeq lists its product as uncharacterized. Gene Ontology annotation, molecular function: nucleic acid binding. Bases 87 to 830 code for a protein of 247 amino acids. Lineage: Eukaryota; Metazoa; Arthropoda; Insecta; Lepidoptera; Nymphalidae. The record is from RefSeq and is a predicted model, not a curated record. The transcript is spliced from 2 exons.
UUAAGAGCUUUUGCACUGAGCAUAAGAUACAGUUACACUUUAUUGCAACGGGCUCUAGCAGGGCAAAUGGACAAGUUGAGAGGGUUAUGCGAACUCUUAAAAGCUUGUUGACUAUUGUUGAAAACGACCCUAAUAAAACGUGGCGCGAUGAAUUAGGAAAAAUUCAACUUGCUCUCAACAGCACCAAAUCUACCGUAACAAAAUACUCACCCACAGAACUGAUGUUAGGGAUUCGUGCACAAUCGCUAGGUAUGUCUAGACUAAACGCAGAGGUUAAUAGUCAACGCAACAGGCUAGAACUUGACACUAUACGGGAAGAUGCGUCAGCUAAUAUUCAAAAGGCAGCUAAGUCCGAAGUUGAUCGAUUUAAUCGGGGUCGUGCAAUAAUAAAACCGUUUAGAAAAGGUGCAUUUGUGUUUCUUAAAAAUAGUGAACGGAAUAAAACUAAAUUGGAUAGGAAGUUUAAGGGCCCAUUCAUCAUAACUGCGGUGUUAGAAAACGAUCGGUAUGAAUUGAAAAGUUUAAGUGGUUCUCAACGAGUGUAUAAGUAUGCCCACGAGAAUUUGCGUCCAGUGCCCCAAGGUCACGACGGUUUACUUGAAAUAACGUAUAACCUUUUGAAUUAUGACGAGGCCGAGACGGCGCCUGAAGAUGUUGAUGAUGUAACUUUAAUUGAUAGAGAUGACACCUUGACUGCAUGCUCGGAUGCUAUUUCUACCGAUUCCCGUACUAUCACAGCCAAUUCAGACACUCUUAGUGUAUAUUCUGAUCCUGAGACCUGGGAUAUACAAAAUGAAAUAGAAAUUUACGCUGAACAAGAUAAUCCGUAACCAUAGGCAGAUUUUAACGCCCGGGGACGGUCGAAUGUCAGUCCGGCCGUGACGGCGCGUCAAAGUUUAGAGUGAAUACGGCCUGUCAAAGUCACUCUAGCGGAGCGUCGCGUUUAUGGUAGCGGGGAAAAGGAUCGCCAUCUUGUUUUUCUCGAGAGGCGGGAAGAACCAGCGCGCCGUUUUUGCGACGAAUCGCUGUUUGUUAACUUAAACAAAUUAUUUUAUGAUAGUCUUUAUUGAAAUACUGAUAAUU